AUGGAUAUUUUAUACAUUGUCCUGUCGUGGAUUUUAUCAUGCGUGCUGCUUGCCCGCGACACGAACCAGGCAGCCAACCGAGACAGAAUCCAGUACAGCAGAGAGCUGUUGUUUCAGCUGAACCCAGCGAGCCUGCCGAGCGGAGCAGAUGUAGCAAAGCUAUCGGACUUCAUACAAAGAGACUUUAACGAAACCUGUCACUCGACAAGGGAAAGGAAAAGGAGAAAACGAGGAAAACGCGGAGGGGUCCGACUUCGUUUAAGGAAGCAGCGCCUGACCCGGAUCCCCUUGCCUUCCAUGAUUCUGGGGAAUGUGCAGUCGCUCAGAAACAAGGUGGACGAGCUCCAGGGGAACGUCCGGUUCCAGAAGGACUACGGGGAAUGCUGUGUCCUGGCCUUAACGGAGACCUGGCUGACCGACCGUGACCAGAACCAUGACCUGCUCAUUGACGGCUUUGGGCCUCCCGUCCGGCUGGACCGGCAGGCCGAAGCAACGGGAAAAACUCUCGGCGGUGGGAAACAUAAAGGCAAAGAGAGACCCACAAGUUAUCGUUGUGAUCACUGCAAGAAAGUCCUCACCACUUCAUCAGGUCUGAGAAAACAUAAGAUGAUUCACACUGGAGAUAAACCGUUCACUUGUGAUCAGUGUGGAGCAGCUUUUACCAGACAAGAUAAUCUAAAGAUUCACCAACGUAUUCACACUGGAGAUAAACCGUUCAGUUGUGAUCAGUGUGGAGAAGCUUUUACCAGAGGAGAUAAUCUAAAGAUUCACCAACGUAUUCACACUGGAGAUAAACCGUUCACUUGUGAUCAGUGUGGAGCAGAUUUUACCAGAGGAGAAAAUCUAAAGAUUCACCAACGUAUUCACACUGGAGAAAAACCAUUCACUUGUGAUCAGUGUGGAGCAGCUUUUACCAGAGGAGAAAAUCUAAAGAUUCACCAACGUAUUCACACUGGAGAUAAACCAUUCACUUGUGAUCAGUGUGGAGCAGCUUUUACCAGAUCAGGUUAUCUAAAUAUUCACCAACGUAUUCACACUGGAGAUAAACCAUUCACUUGUGAUCAGUGUGGAGCAGCUUUUACCACAUCAAGUCAUCUAAAGAUUCACCAACGUAUUCACACUGGAGAUAAACCGUUCAGAUGUGAUCAGUGUGGGGCAGCUUUUACCCAACAAGGCAAUCUAAUGACUCACCAACGUAUUCACACUGGAGAUAAACCGUUCAGAUGUGAUCAGUGUGGAGCAGCUUUUACCACAUCAGGUAAUCUAAGGACUCACCAACGUGUUCACACUGGAGAUAAACCGUUCACUUGUGAUCAGUGUGGAGCAGCUUUUACUGAGUCAGGAACGCUUAUGAUUCACCAACGUAUUCACACUGGACAUAAACCGUUCAGAUGCGAUCAGUGUGGGGCAGCUUUUACCACAUCAGGUGGUCUAAAGAUUCACCAACGUAAUCACACUGGAGAUAAACCGUUCAGAUGCGAUCAGUGUGGGGCAGCUUUUACCACAUCAAGUGGUCUAAGAAAUCACCAACGUAUUCACACUGGAGAUAAACCGUUCAUAUGUGAUCAGUGUGGAGCAGCUUUUACUGAAUCAGGUAGUCUAAAGAUUCACCAACGUAUUCACACUGGACAUAAACCGUUCAGAUGCGAUCAGUGUGGGGCAGCUUUUACCACAUCAGGUGGUCUAAAGAUUCACCAACGUAUUCACACUGGAGAUAAACCGUUCAGAUGUGAUCAGUGUGGAGCAGCUUUUACCACAUCAAGUGAUUUAAGGACUCACCAACGUAUUCACACUGGACAUAAACCGUUCAGAUGCGAUCAGUGUGGGGCAGCUUUUACCACAUCAGGUGGUCUAAAGAUUCACCAACGUAUUCACACUGGAGAUAAACCGUUCCGAUGUGAUCAGUGUGGAGCAGCUUUUACUGCAUCAGGUAAUCUAAUGACUCACCAACGUAUUCACACUGGAGAUAAACCGUUCAGAUGUGUACAGUGUGGGGCAGCUUUUACCACAUCAAGUAAGCUAAAGAGACACCAACGUACUCACACGAGUAAUAAACUCUAAAGAUGUGAUCAAUAUGAAGUGUGGAAUUGCAAAAAACACCUCAGCACAAAAAGCAAAAUAAUCAGACAACAUCAUACCAGAACUCGAAAGGCUAUCAUAUGAUGCCCCCUGGACACCUCCUGGGAAGGUGUUCCUGGCAUGUCCCACCAGGAGAAGAUCCAGGACACA
Molecule: messenger RNA, 2229 nt
Organism: Cololabis saira (Pacific saury)
Lineage: Eukaryota; Metazoa; Chordata; Actinopteri; Beloniformes; Belonidae
Product: zinc finger protein 431-like
Exons: 2
Coding region: 1-2061 (686 amino acids)
Source: RefSeq, a predicted model, not a curated record